CGCGCGGUCAGCAGAGGUACAGAGCAAAACCGCGGGCGGGGGGCUGGAGAGACAGGUUUAAGUCCUGCGUGCGUUCAGCAGGCGGAGGGAGUCUCGAGCGCCGAGACCCGGCUUGGUAAGGCCGGGGGCCCGAGGGCCUUCCCUGGUGAAUUCUGUUGAAUAGUCAGGCAAUACCCAGAUUCUUGCAUCUUGUCCCUCAUAGAAAUUACCUCAGGAUUCAUCUUGAUUGAAGCUGAAAAACUUGUUGAGUCAGUUUUUAGUGAAAAAGCAUUGACCUAGGAGCCAAGACCCACCUCUUCAUUAAUUUGAUAUUGUGCAAGUCAUCUUACCUCUCCGGAUCUCAGUUACACAAUCUGUAAAAAGAAGAUAAAAAUUCUUUACCUAUCUGAAGUUGCAGGUAUACAACAUAGCGAUUCAUCAGUUCUAUACAUUACCCAGUGCUCACUCCAAUGAGGUGGAGGACCAUCUUACUACAAUAUUGUUUUCUCUUGGUUUCCUGUCUACUUACUGCUCUUGAAGCUGUGCCUAUAGACAUAGACAAGACAAAAGUAAAAAAUCCUCAACCUGUGGACAGCGCAAAGAUAGAACCACCAGAUACUGGACUUUAUUAUGAUGAAUAUCUUAAGCAAGUGAUUGAUGUGCUGGAAACAGAUAAUCAUUUCAGAGAAAAGCUCCAGAAAGCAGACAUAGAGGAAAUAAAGAGUGGGAGGCUAAGCAAAGAACUGGAUUUAGUAAGUCACCAUGUGAGGACAAAACUUGAUGAACUGAAAAGGCAAGAAGUGGCAAGGUUAAGAAUGCUAAUUAAAGCUAAAUCGGAUUCCCUUCAAGAUACAGGCAUAGACCACCAUGCUCUUCUAAAACAAUUUGAUCACCUAAACCACCUAAAUCCUGACAAGUUUGAAUCUACAGAUUUAGAUAUGCUCAUCAAAGCGGCCACAAGUGAUCUGGAACACUACGAUAGGACUCGACACGAAGAAUUUAAAAAAUAUGAAAUGAUGAAGGAACAUGAAAGGAGAGAAUACUUAAAAACACUGAAUGAAGAAAAGAGAAAAGAAGAAGAAUCUAAAUUUGAAGAAAUGAGGAAAAAGCAUGAAAAUCAUCCCAAAGUUAAUCAUCCAGGAAGCAAAGAUCAACUAAAAGAGGUAUGGGAAGAGACUGAUGGAUUGGAUCCUAAUGACUUUGACCCCAAGACAUUUUUCAAAUUACAUGAUGUCAAUAAUGAUGGCUUCCUGGAUGAACAAGAAUUAGAAGCCCUAUUUACUAAAGAGUUGGAGAAAGUAUAUGACCCCAAAAAUGAGGAGGAUGAUAUGGUGGAAAUGGAGGAAGAACGGCUUAGAAUGAGGGAACAUGUAAUGAAUGAGGUUGAUGCUAACAAAGACCGAUUAGUGACUCUAGAUGAGUUUUUGAAAGCUACAGAAAAAAAGGAAUUCUUGGAGCCAGAUAGCUGGGAGACAUUGGAUCAGCAACAGCUCUUCACAGAGGAAGAACUGAAGGAAUAUGAAAAUCUUAUCUCUUUACAAGAAAGUGAACUUAAGAAAAAGGCAGAUGAACUUCAGAAACAAAAGGAAGAGCUUCAGCGUCAGCAUGACCAACUGGAGGCUCAGAAGCUGGAAUAUCAUCAGGUUGUACAGCAGAUGGAACAAAAAAAAUUACAGCAAGAAAUUCCUCCAUCAGGGCCUGGUGGGGAAUUGAAGCUCCAGCCACACAUUUAAAGUCCGAAGUCCAUCAGAACUUGGAAGAAAACUGUUAAGUCAACAUCUGUGUCGUCUUUUUACCACCCUUUCUUUUUUUCUGCUCAAUAAAUAUUUUAAAGCAUAUAUGGAAUAAAGGAAGAUACUUUUUAAAUGAGAACGCAUCUUUUCAGGACAGAGAUAUUUAAGGAUUGAAGUCCACCACAAUCAGGAAGAAUACAGUACCUGCUCUCACUUUCAUACCUCUCUUCUUUUUAAUUUGUUCUCCUUCAAUGAUUUAAUUAAGUGGCCAUAAUUAUGCCAUAAUUUAAUGAAACUAGCAGUAACUGUUUAAAAGUGAGAACAUUCUGUAUUGCUUUUAAAGUGAAUUUAUAUUGUUGUCACUUACUCAUAAAGAUAGUCUUUUAUACGUGCCUCUCAUCCCCUCUCUUGAUAAAAGUCUCUGUGAUGUUCAUAAUUUUUCUUCUGAGAAGACCACACUUUCCCCCAGUGUUUCCUCUUAACUUCUUCCUACUUCCAGCAACCUUAACUGCUAGAAAUUCUGCUACUGAAUAGCUUUUGCUAUCACUUCCGGUCAUGUUUUGGUUCACAUUUUUGCUUUCUACUCUAUUACUUAAGAUCAGGUUCUGCUACAAAAAAACCCCAGAAAAACCAAAGAUAACAGUGUUUUAAACUAAAUAGGAAUUCUUCCCUCUUCCAUAAAGGAAAUCUGGAGGUAGGUGGUGUCCAGGUUCCUACCUCUCUGCUCUGUUAUCCUCAGUGCAUGGUUUUUAUCCUCAAGUUACCUCAUUCUCACUGUCCAAGAUUGCUUUUGAAGGCAGUGGGCAAGAGGAGGAAAAGGAACUCCCCCCCCCCCGGCCCCAAGUUGCAUCAGCUUCCUGGAGUCGAUGUUCCUAGAUUUGAACUUACGUCUCAUUGGUCAUGUAGCUACUAGGGAAGCUGAGAAAGCCAUGUGGCAUUGGGACCAGCUAAAAGUUAGGAUCUUUAACUAAAGAAGAAGCAGGUCAUGUUUGGUAGGCAACUUUCAGUGUUAGUCCAGACAGCUUUAUUGGCUACUUAUGUAUCUGUAUACGCUCUUCUGAAACAUAGAAAACAUCACUUGUCCGGCCGCAAAAGGAAAUGCCCCACAUCCAAUCCAUUAUUGCAUAUAACUCAAAGACCAUGAUACCCUUGUAUAGUCCCCUCUGUCGGGUUAGGAUGUGGCACCUCAUGUUCUGGCCAUCCACAAACUAAAAAACAAGGUGUCUGCCUCCUGAGUACCAAAUGCAUAAUGGUGGGAUAGGGACAGGAUAACUGCAAUAAAAUUGACUUUCCAGAAGAGGGGACAAUAGCAGCCACUGAUCCAUAACACUUAAAAGGUACUGCUUGGCCAAAAAUAAGAAGGUCUCUCUGCUCUGUCUAUAAAUACAUUCCUUGGUUUUUGCAUCAGGAAACCCCUGAUUCACUUUUGUGGGAGGAAUUCCCUUGUCGAAUGUCCUCAAGGGCCCUUGGUGCUGCCUUCUAGGAAGUUUUUAUUGUCCAUUAACUUUCAAGGACACAUUUGAGCGGGCAUUGGAAAGUGUGCUGGUCUUGGGGGCUGGACAGCUUUAGUUCUUCACUUCCUGUUAUGGUGGGUUAGGGGCUUGGGAAUUGUUCUAGAUAGUUACAGGCUGUUGCUGGCCAGGUUUGGGGUUUGUGUUUGUUUUGGUUUUGGUUUGGUUUUUGGCAAAAAAAAAAAGUUCCCUAAAAACUUAGUAUGUUUCUGGUCUGUCUUUUGCAAUUAUUACCAUGAGUCACCACAAAGAUCUUGCCAAGACACAGUUUUUAACAAAGAACAUCAUCUUUUCCUUGCUGGCUUCUGUGCUCUCUCUCUCUCUCUCUCUCCCCUUGGGUCUUAAAUGAAUGGUACCUACUUGGGACCAUUUUAAACUGUAGGCUUGGGUGGGAUGGCAACAAUCGGAGUCUGAUCUCUUUCCUUACGAUGGCUCCCAUUACUUGGCAGAAGAUUCUUAAGAAAGGUUGAGGCAGAAAAAGGAAAGGCAGAAAAAGGUUGAGGAAGCUUUAGCAGCUUCCUCAGAACCUUAACUUUGUAACUAUUUCAGUUUGGAGUAUGGUAGUAGCUCACUUUUUCAAUUUUUUAGGGCUCCAGAUUGGGGACUCUUGUCAAUUUAUUUUGUGGAGAGCCAUUCCCUUGGCAAAACUCUGUUCCUUUCCAUCUCUGCAGUUGUUAACCUUAGCCUGAGUCACAUCUCUCCUGUAAGACUUUGCUGAAAGAGGCUAGAAGCAGGCCACACGUGCUGGCAUUCUGAAGUUCUACCACUACUUCCUCUGAUACCUUAACCUUAGUGGCCUGAGGUCUCACUGCCCAAAACCCUACCUCCUCAGCUAGGCUAACUCCGUAUUUGAGAUCCUUUUACUGGCUGUACCUUACUUCUAGCUACCAAAUUCUGUAUAGGUCAGGAUCCCUGGUUGUAGAUAAAGGAAUCUUCUUUGGCUAUUAAGCAGAAGGGGCUUGACUAAGGGGUGCUUGAUUAAGGGUAGCUCACAGAAUCUUUGGGAAGGCGGAUGAAACAGAACCAAGGCUGAGCCUCAAAGGAACUACAUCACAAGAGUGGGCUGCCAAAGAAGCUGCUGCUUUUGGAACGAUCGAGAAGCUGCCUGUCAGUUCAAGAAGCCUCCUGCUGGAUUAAGGAAGCCGUGAAUGGGUGGCAGCUCUAGAACUGUAGCCCCUCUGCAGUGCUUUGUGUUGGCAAACGUGGACGCCUCCUGUGCUGCCUCUCUCCCCAUGUAACUUGGUUCUGAGCAAAAGUCUCAA
Messenger RNA from Ailuropoda melanoleuca (giant panda), 4485 nucleotides. It is a transcript of the gene NUCB2, whose product is annotated as nucleobindin 2. Lineage: Eukaryota; Metazoa; Chordata; Mammalia; Carnivora; Ursidae. The transcript is spliced from 16 exons. The record is from RefSeq and is a predicted model, not a curated record. The coding region runs from base 450 to 1712 and encodes 420 amino acids. Gene Ontology annotation, molecular function: calcium ion binding. Gene Ontology annotation, cellular component: extracellular exosome; endoplasmic reticulum-Golgi intermediate compartment.